AUGCCUUUGGGAACGGGUGACCAAAAACCCGAGAAAUCAUACCUAAGCUCAGCCGUCGAUUCCAUCAACCCCUGGUCGAGUAGUCGCAUCGCGACGCCAACGCAAACACCAUCACCCGACAGCAGGAAACAAGCGGAAAGGGCUGCGACGACCGAGCAGGGCGCAACCCCCGGAGACCGCACCCCGACAGCACUUUAUGGCCAGAGCUUCCGGACAUACCCCGGGGACUGCCCGCCAUUGAAGGUGCAAUGGUUUCAUGCCGUCGAUGUUCCCAAAAGGAAACCCAACUUGUCGAAGGGCCCCCCAAAAGGAAACCAGGAAGCCAAGCCACCUGCCCAACCGAAAAAGUUUUCUGCCUUUUCAGAAUCGGACUCGAGGAGAGUGGAGGCUCGAUAUCAAAAGCUGCUGGAGGCCGCUGAGGACGGUCAUGGCUCUCUUGCCUCGGCCGACCGACCAACAAAAAGACCAAAGCCAGAAAAGUCGACUUCGCUAGGCAGCUCAAAAGGGCAUGGGCGGGUGGCAGUAAACGAAGAUUACCUCUUCGAUGUUGAUAUCGAAGAGCGAGAGCUGGCGCCAGUGUAUUGGCUGGGGCCAAUUUACGAAGUGCGAAGAGGCACUUGGUUCUUCCAAGAAGGCUCGGGACUAAGACCGUGCGAGGAGAAUCUCGCAGCUCAACUCGAGGAGGGAUAUCUAAAAACAAAGCCGUGGCUCGCAGGGCAUGCACGAAGCAGAUUUGAAUCCAAGGAUACGCCCGAAGAAUCUACAGUCGUUCCGCCCGAAGCAACGGACACGAGGAGGAUGAGCGGCGCAGACGAGUCAAAACCGACGAGCAGCGCGACCGAAGCCCCUCCCAUCCCACAGUUACCGACGCACAGAUUGGUUGGUGCCUACAUGAACAAUUUGGCCACUUAUGGUGAUGAAAAGACGGCCUGGAUGACCACAGACGGCAUGCUAUCGUGGGUAGCUGCUUCCGUGUACGAAAGAUUUGCUGGCGGUGGCUACAUGAGCGGUGUCAAGUUGAUCAGGGGGUAUUCCGAAUCGAAGAAGACCAAAGAAAAGGACGAUGCAAAGCCAGCCUCUGAAAGCCAAGGCGCAUCGGGCUUGGAUGAGCGACAACAAAACAUGCUGGAAAGAAGAUCGGGCUCGCCCACCACUCGUGCUUCUGCAAAUGACUCGGGCCAUGAACAAGUGAUCAAAAAGGAGGUUGAACAAGGCGAGGUCAAGUUGCAGCGGCAGCUAUCGUCGCUCAUGGAGGGCGGGAGGCGGAGUGCUGAGCAGACCGAGGAGGAAAUCAGAAAACGCGAGGAGCAAGAGAUCCGCGACGACUACAACGCCAGGGAAGGGGAUUAUCAGGGUCGUGGAAUCGAGCAUUUGGUUCUCGUCACUCACGGGAUCGGGCAGCGUCUUGGACUACGAAUGGACAGCGUCAACUUUGUCCACGACGUCAACACGCUGCGCAAAACGAUCAAAUCAGUGUACAGCAACUCUGCUGAUUUGAAGGCUUUGAAUUCCGAGCUUGGUGCGAGUCUCGGCAACUGCAGGGUGCAAGUCCUACCCGUAUGCUGGCGGCAUUUGAUCGAGUUCCCGAGGCGGCGGCAAAGGAAAGGCGAGCAGGAUUUAGGCGACAAUGCCACGGACGAGGUAGAUCAGUAUCCAUCGCUCGAGGAUAUUACAGUAGAAGGCGUCGCGUUUGUGAGGUCGCUGAUCUCAGACCUUGCACUGGACGUGCUGCUAUACCAGAGCGCUUACCGGGAAGAGAUAUCCCGAGUUGUCGUGGCGGAAACCAAUCGUAUUCUCAAGCUCUUUCGGGAGAGGAACCCGGAAUUCAAGGGAAAGAUCCACUUGAUGGGUCACUCCCUGGGGUCGGCGAUAUACUUUGAUGUUCUCUGCAGGCAACGGGAGAGCAGACCCCUUGACGAUACCAGGCAUCCGUUGCGAAUCUGGCCGUCAUCCCACAGCCGGCCGGAAGUCAAACCCAAGGACGAGGAACUAGAGUUUGACUUUGACACGCAGGAUUUUUUCUGCUUGGGAUCCCCUGUUGGUUUAUUCCAGAUGUUGAAGGGCCGGACAAUUGCUGCCCGCCAUCCGCUUCAUGGCUUGCCGUCGGAAAGCCCUCUACAGCUUGAAGAUGCGGACGACAUGUUCUCGGCAGCAACGGAAGGCACAGGCCUGGAUGGAAUGUCUUCCAUCAACGGAUCGUCCUUUUCUGUUUCGUCUCCCAAGGUGGGCCAGCUGUUCAACAUCUUUCACCCAUCGGAUCCCAUCAGCUACAGGAUGGAGCCGCUCAUAUCUCCAGCCAUGGCCUCGUUGAAGCCACAAACAUUGCCGUAUACCAAGAAGGGACUGUUUGGCAAUGUGGCGCCGCAGGGCCUGACGGGGAUAAGCGCAAAGGUUGGCCAGAGCGUCAGCGAUUUCUGGUCGAGGGCCAGCGCCGGGAUCGCCAGCAACAUCCUCAACCGGAGCCUUGGCAUCAGCAACGAGGAGGUUUCUCGGCUUACGGCGGAAAGCCACGCGGCACAAGCUUCAUCAGGGGACAAGAAGACGGCAACCGGGGCCGAAGCCUCUGUCCGCAGCGAACAGGUGGACGACGAGCAGCAGUUGGAUGAAAGAAAGAGACGGAUUGCAGGCGACGCGGCAAGAGGACGCCGCGCGAGCGAUGACGUAAACCCGGUGACGCUUAUUGACGAUGAGCUGGAGACUCUGUAUUCAAGUUUUCAAAAACGGGGCAGGGGCAGGGACAGUUCGGCAGAGCGUGCCGACAAGAUGCUGCGCUUCAACGACGAGUCCCGCAGGGCCCGCAAGAUGCGAAUGGAGGAGGGCAAGGUAAGAGCGCUGAACCGGAACGGCCGAGUGGAUUACAGCAUUCAAGAGGGCGCUCUGGAUUUCAACCCCAUCAACACGAUAGCCUCGCACAUGAGUUACUGGUCAGACGAGGAUGUGAAUCACUUUGUGCUGUCGCAGCUGUUGUCCGGCGGAAGGCCGGUGGGGCAAAGCGAGGACUGGAAAAACGAGCCGAGCCGAGCCAAGGGUCGAAGUGAUUGA
Molecule: messenger RNA, 3042 nt
Organism: Ustilaginoidea virens
Lineage: Eukaryota; Fungi; Ascomycota; Sordariomycetes; Hypocreales; Clavicipitaceae
Exons: 9
Coding region: 1-3042 (1013 amino acids)
Cellular component (GO): cytoplasm
Molecular function (GO): glycerophospholipase activity; metal ion binding
Source: RefSeq, a predicted model, not a curated record